AUGGCCGAUGUGGAAAUGGACGUCGACGUCGAGGCGGGCUCUCCCCCUCCCCCCGCGCGCAACGAAUCCGACAUGCAAACACACACCAAAGCCACAGCCGUCCGCUCCAUCGAAGGCUGGAUCAUCAUCGUCACAAACGUCCACGAAGAAGCCGACGAGGAGACCCUACAAGAUCUCUUUGGAGAGUACGGCGAGAUCAAGAACAUGCACCUGAACCUCGACCGAAGAAGCGGCUACGUCAAGGGAUACGCCCUGAUUGAAUUCACAACACUCGAAGAAGCCCGAGCUGCCAUCGAUGGCGCGAAUAACCAGAAGCUACUCGAGCAGACUAUCUCGGUGGACUUUGCUUUCGUGCGGCCCCCACCUGGUAAGCCUGGUCGUGGAAGAGGCGCCGGUGGACGAAACCGAGGACGAAGCAGGAGUCACAGCCCCGAGGGCAAGGAUGAACGGGCAGGCGACGAGCGGGAUUGA
Fusarium pseudograminearum CS3096 is the source of this 471-nucleotide messenger RNA. RefSeq lists its product as uncharacterized. Lineage: Eukaryota; Fungi; Ascomycota; Sordariomycetes; Hypocreales; Nectriaceae. The transcript is spliced from 2 exons. The record is from RefSeq and is a predicted model, not a curated record. Bases 1 to 471 code for a protein of 156 amino acids. Gene Ontology annotation, molecular function: mRNA binding. Gene Ontology annotation, cellular component: nucleus; cytoplasm; exon-exon junction complex. Gene Ontology annotation, biological process: RNA splicing.